Molecule: messenger RNA, 1981 nt
Organism: Asterias rubens (European starfish)
Lineage: Eukaryota; Metazoa; Echinodermata; Asteroidea; Forcipulatida; Asteriidae
Product: general transcription factor 3C polypeptide 5-like
Exons: 8
Coding region: 1-1665 (554 amino acids)
Biological process (GO): transcription initiation at RNA polymerase III promoter
Cellular component (GO): transcription factor TFIIIC complex
Source: RefSeq, a predicted model, not a curated record
AUGGCGGAUUCAGAGGAGGGAAAUUCGUCUGCUCGAGAAUCGCAAAACGCAGCACAAGGACUUCCUCGGUUCGUUUGUGUGGAGUUUCCAGCACGGGUGCAGAAUGUAGACAAAAUGCUGAAGACCCUUGGUGGUGAAGAAACGAUUUCAAAUAUCUUGACUGCAGGCUCCAACAAGAAAUUAGGAAUGAAAUUCAGACCCGACGACCCCUUCAGCCGACCCCUUUAUGCCAGUAGGCACCAAGCAACCAAUCUCCUUCUCAGGGUCAAGAAAAGAUACAAGAAGAAGGCAGGGAGUGAGGGAAAUGAAGCACAGGAGGAGGACGAAUGCACAGAUGAUGUAAUAGUCGAUGAGGAGGCAGAGUACGAGACGGAGCUUGUGGGUGUUCUUGACUCGGUUUACAAAUUUAAAGGUUUGUGUGAUUUCCAGUAUCUGCCCAUCCACAAGAACAAAGAAACCAAUAAAAUGGAGAGCCUGACCGAUACGAUUAUUCCAAAGGAGCCAAAGGACACCACGUUCCUCCAGCAGGAUGUUCCGCACUUCAUGUUGCCCCCGGUCUUCUCUCGUACGGAUAUACCAUCCAGUUACAACUACCAACCAGACCUGCUACCAGCGUCAGAAAGUAUCACAUAUAAGGUUGCAAACACUCUCGACGCAAACAUUACUGGCAGCGGACGAGCGAGGAGACCUCACAACACUUACGUUGUUGCAUUUGAGGAGGAGAAAGAUCUCCCUACUGCCCCCAAACCUGAAGCCUUGAUCAAUAUCGAGAAAUACACGGAGAAGAACAAGGACAUUAAAAUAAUGAUGGAAGAGAUUGUACAGGUCUUUCAAAAGCGUCCGAUCUGGUCGCGUAACGCAUUGAAACACAACUGCACAUUGACAGACCCCCAGUUGAAGGUGCUCCUGCCUGCAGUCGGCUUCUACUAUAUGACCGGGCCAUGGAGGGCGACAUGGGUGCGGUUCGGCUACGACCCUCGCAAGGAUCCAGGUGCUCUGAAGUAUCAAAUGUUGGACUUUAGAAUACGAAAAGCGAUGUUCCUCAGCAGAAGUACCUCGUCGUCCAGAAAGCAUUAUAAUCGCUUCAAGAAGACCAGCUAUGAACGUCAACUGCCGAUGUCGAUCCAGAAACCAUCAAGGAGGAGUCAGGCUUUCAUCAAGUACAACGAGACCACAAGCCCUGGUGCAGAAGCUAAAAAAACAGUAGAUAAGGAAUCCUACUUCUUGUUCAAGGAAGGUCUAGUCCCUGCCUACAACCAAAUGUUCUACCAGUUGUGUGACAUUAAGGAUGAUGGCCUUCAGGCUUUUAUCAAAGGUGCGACUAGCGAGAACGAUUGCUACCUGAAGACUGAAGAUCUGUGCCAGUUGAGGUCCCUCAUGAACGCCAUACUAAAAAGAACACUGAUACAGGAAGAAAAAUCAAGAGCAGCAAAAGAAGAAGGCGAGACACCAGGACCUUCUUCAGUGUCUCCAAUUGGAGAAGUUGAUCUGGACGACCAGGAGAUGGAGGGAGUAGAUGAAGAAGAUGAUGAAGAGGAGGAAGACAGUGGUGAUGAUGAUGCAGAGAAUGAUGAUGAACCCAUUGAUGAUGCAAACAUCGAUGGCGAGGAAGAAAGUGAAAACGAGAUGGAAACGGACAUUUUGGAGUAUUUGUCUGGAACAUGAUAUAAGAGAAAACCAGCUGUGCUGAGUUGCCCCGAGUCGGAUGAAGCCACGAGUGUAGUGGUGAAACAUCACUGAAAAAUUGUGAGUUUUUCCUCCAUUUUUCAUCAAGAUAUUAAAAUCGGUAAAAUGAACAUCUUUACUGAUUUGUUUUGGACUUUCCUAAUGAAUCCAUUCAAGAAUUUAACAGAGUCACGUUGGGUGAUCUGGCAUCUUGCAUUGAUGUACUCUCCCAUACAUACAUUGCUGCUGUCCUUGAAAGGGUGGGUUGCACUUUAAUUUGUGCUCUGUACUUGUCCUGUCAAGCUUGUGCGCUUAA